Molecule: messenger RNA, 1945 nt
Organism: Closterium sp. NIES-67
Lineage: Eukaryota; Viridiplantae; Streptophyta; Zygnematophyceae; Desmidiales; Closteriaceae
Source: the annotation of a GenBank genome assembly
ACUGAAUCCUUUCAUCGCACUGGGCAGACUCGCGGUUUUCGUUCCACUGACGCAAUUAUUCUGGCAAUUACCUACCAUAUCUGUACUUCAAAAUUCCAUUUCUUCUAGGUGCUCCUUCUGGAUAUCUCAGCGCCAGUACGAUCGUCUCGAAACGGCAUGGCCCCAUGGCUAGUACUAGCGGUGCACACUCCACCCAGCCUGCAUGCAGCCCCUCUACAGCCAAAAGGAGCACGCCUCGUCGACAAAAGAAUCUUCAUCCCGCGAAAAUUUUCUUUCUCAGAUGAACGCCGCUGGAUCAGUCCAGCAGAACAGAGAGACUCGGGAAUUCCUGCAGCUGUGGCAUCGCAGCCCCAUGCUAGUAACGUGACUGUGCCAGGAGAACCAGUAGAGAUCGAGCCAAUCACCCCAAGAUUCGAUGGAUGCCGCCGACGCCUGCACCAAGUCUCUCAGACGCCUCCUUCGGACCAAGAAACGCUCGUUAUAGGCAGCGGAAGCAACGGAAGCAGCAACAGGAGCAGCCAUGGGAGCAACGGGAGGAGCAGCAGGAGCAGCCAUGGGAGCAACGGGAGCAGCGGGAGCAGCGCCAAUGCUUGGCAUUUGGAAGGGGCUGCUGGGUUGUUCCCUGCAGACGCGUGGGACCUGGACGAGGCUGCUGCUACCGGCGCCCAGGUGCGAGUCUUCGGGCCUGCUGCAAUGGUCACCAGAGGCGUAACCCCCGCAGGAGGCAUGCCUUCCGGAGCCAUGGUGUCCCGGGAUUUACCGGGAGAGAUCACUUGGAGAGGCAUGCCGCUGACACAUGAUGAUGUUACCUGGAGUGCAGGCCCAGACCUGUCUUUCCGUUCGCCUGAAGCUAUGCAAGAGUAUGGUGACGGAUGUACUAGUGCAACGCGUGCAGCAAAGUUCCCAGUGGAGAGCAACUCAUUGCUGGGAAAGUUGCUUCUGCAGUGCAGUACCGGGAGGCACGUGGUGCAGAGAGGGGAAUGGGCGGCAAGGAUAGCUCGCAGGUAUGGAGUCACACUGACCGACCUCUCCAGAGCCAACCCGAGCCUGAGGCUCGGGAAGCUGGUUCCAGGCCAAACCAUCAACCUCCCUGCUACAGCCAGACCCACUGGAGAUCUCUCCACAGCAUUGUGUGCAUGUGUGCAAUCGAUGCAUCAAGCCUUCACUAUUAUGAGGUCACUUGUUAUUACCGUGUUAAACUGGAUACAGCAUGAGCAGCAACAGCUGUGGUGGCGGUGGCAGGAGCAACGCCAGCAUCAGAGGUGGCAGCAGCAGGGGCAGCAGAAGCAAGUGCAAGAGUACGUGAAGCGGGUGAUGCAUGAUGACUUUAUCGAGGAUGACGAAUCAGCAGACGAGGAGGAAGAGGCUCUAUGCGAAUGGCCUGACGCUGAGACAAACAGCCACGAAGACAGUGUGCAGCAGGCGCAUGAAGAGUACAGGAAGGAGGGAGCUGAGAAGGCGGGGGGAGAAGCAGAGGCAGGGUGGAAGGGGUAUGGAAGAGAGGGGGGGAAGGAGCACGCCAUGAGGCCGUUUGCCAGCCGCACUCAGCUGCUGAUGGAGCGAUGGAUCCAGGGGAGGUCUGUGCAGCAAUGGGUGAGCUCUGUUUCUCCUAUGCCCACCUCACCACCAUCACCAUCGCCAUCAUCACCAUGGCAAGUGAUUGGCAAAGUGAGCCUGCACACACACCUGCUCCUCCUCCCUGCCUCCCUGCUAGUCGGUGUUGGAAUCCUGACUCUUCGGAGACAACACAGGGCCAGCAUCAGGAAGUGACAGUGGUAGAGGCAAUUUUGCUGGGUACUAGAUAGCUAGCUAGUUCUUAGCCCUGUGCCUGCCAGUUUAUUCAUAGCCACCACUGGACUGGACUGGGACUGGAUUGACCCUUCAGGUUGAAGCUGUUACUCCGAAGAAAGCGCCAAAGACGGCUACAGUCUUCACCUGCAGAUAC